CCUCUCUGGUGCUGCGCAUCCCCGCUGCCGACAUGAUGAUGUAUUUCUGGGGUAAUCAGGACGCCACGGCUCCUCCUGAAGCAAUGGCUCAGCCCUACCCCCCAGCCCAGUAUCCUCCGCCUCCCCAGAAUGGAAUCCCUGCAGAGUACGCACCCCCGCACCCCCACCCCACACAGGACUACUCGGGGCAGAGCACGGUACCGGAGCACGCCAUGACCCUCUACACACCAGCACAGAGCCACGCCGAGCAGCCGGGCGCUGACGCCAGCACGCAGUCCAUAGCGGGGACGCAGACGGUAUCGGUAAGAGCCCCCGUGGAGCCCCGGGUGGGCAGCAGGGCCUUUCAGCAGACAGAUGAAGCUGCGCAGACAGAGAGCCAACAGCUCCAUUCCUCAGAGAACACAGACAAGCAGCAGCCCAAGAGGUUACACGUCUCCAACAUCCCCUUCCGGUUCCGGGAUCCAGACCUGCGGCAAAUGUUCGGGCAAUUCGGGAAGAUCCUCGACGUGGAGAUUAUUUUCAAUGAGCGGGGCUCCAAGGGUUUUGGGUUUGUAACUUUUGAAACUAGCACAGAUGCCGACCGGGCACGAGAGAAGCUGAAUGGCACAAUCGUAGAGGGACGGAAAAUUGAGGUCAAUAACGCCACAGCCCGAGUCAUGACGAACAAAAAGGCUGCAAAUCCCUACAUCAAUGGCUGGAAGCUGAACCCGGUGGUGGGAGCUGUCUACAGUCCUGAAUUCUAUGCAGUAACAGGGUUCCCGUACCCAGCCACAGGGACAGCCGUGGCAUACCGAGGGGCGCACCUAAGGGGCCGGGGGCGUGCUGUCUACAACACGUUCCGCGCCGCACCCCCGCCUCCACCUAUCCCCACCUACGGCGCGGUCGUUUAUCAGGAUGGAUUCUAUGGCGCUGAAAUUUACGGGGGUUACGCAGCCUACAGAUACGCCCAGCCAGCGGCGGCGGCAGCAUACAGCGACAGCUACGGCAGAGUGUACGCAGCCGCGGACCCGUACCACCACACCAUCGGCCCUGCUGCCACGUACAGCAUCGGCACCAUGUGACACCACAGCUGCUUCCUUCUGGGACCAGGAAGGGCAAAACAAAUUAAAAACAAAGCAACAAAAAACAAAACAAAGAGGCAACCAACCAACCGAGUCCCAUACUGUCCACACACAUGCACCGAGCAAGCAAGUCCAGCAGGAGGCGCUGCACCCGCCUGAGUCACGGAGAGUACACACCGACCGGACAGCGCCGCGGCCAGCUGGCAGAGAGCCGCCCCUCUCCAACCCUGCCCCGGCCAGCAGCCAUGUUGGGAGACUUGGGUCCCCCUCCCCCUCCCCAGCCUAGGGCAGGGAGGGAGCGAGAGCAGUGCGGAGUGCUGGGACAGCCUCGGAGCGAGGACUCUGCAGGCCCCAGGCACCCGGCCUGGGCACCGCGUCUUCCUUUCUGCCCUCCCAAGCCAGGGCCGUGGGCAGAGCGCCGCAGCAGCCCACGCCCUCCUGCAGGUUUGGGGGACUUGGCCUCAGGGGUAGGAGUCUUGCUUUUUGUUUUCAGAGCUCCAAUGCUUUUGCGCUUGCUGGCCAGCGGUGUGUUGAGUGUGUGAGGCCUCGGCUCUCUGAGCGGAGGUGGGAUGGUUGAUGCAGCAGCAGCUUUGCCUGGGCUGCUGGGUGUUGCAGGGGAAGAGGGGCUGUGUUUAAGAGGGAUGUUAGCUAACUGGAGUUUGUAGCUCCCUUGCAUUUUCAUCACCCCGGUGCCCUGAGCUCCUGGCUUCCCCCAGCCCCAUGGGGCUAAAGCCAAGCGGGAGCUGCUUCCUGCGCCACACCUACCCAGGGCAGACAGAGUGGGGAAGGGGCUGCAUCUCUAGGCCACAACAUGGCGCACCAGGGAUCAUAUCAGCCCCUGCCCCCCAGCAUGGAGCCCGAGGAGGCCAUGUGAUCCCACAGUGGCUGCGUCUCAGCCACCCCAUCACCACUGGGGGACAGGGAGCCAACCACACACCCCUUAGUGGUGGCUGCAGGGUCCCUGCUCAGAGCCAGGCCUGCCCCAAGCCCCAGUCCCAUGCUAGCUAGGCAUUGGAGAGGCCCAUCGGGGUGAGGGUCACUAUGGGCAGUGCAUGGGA
This is a messenger RNA of Terrapene triunguis (Three-toed box turtle), 2119 nucleotides long. RefSeq names its product RNA binding fox-1 homolog 3 (gene RBFOX3). The transcript has 12 exons. Gene Ontology annotation, biological process: nervous system development; regulation of alternative mRNA splicing, via spliceosome. The record is from RefSeq and is a predicted model, not a curated record. Lineage: Eukaryota; Metazoa; Chordata; Testudines; Emydidae. Gene Ontology annotation, cellular component: nucleus; cytoplasm. Gene Ontology annotation, molecular function: mRNA binding. Bases 33 to 1061 code for a protein of 342 amino acids.